Messenger RNA from Gaeumannomyces tritici R3-111a-1, 1870 nucleotides. RefSeq lists its product as hypothetical. The transcript is spliced from 2 exons. Bases 627 to 1487 code for a protein of 286 amino acids. NCBI's taxonomy places the organism in Eukaryota, Fungi, Ascomycota, Sordariomycetes, Magnaporthales, Magnaporthaceae. The record is from RefSeq and is a predicted model, not a curated record.
GGUGUGCUGCCUGAUUCCCACGCUGCAUGCAUCUGCAAGCAGCCCCCCUCCACCGCCUUGGCGCCCUACCCUUCUCGAACCCUGUCGCCGUCACUUUGACAGGCUGCUGCUGAACAAACAAAGAGCUGUCUGGAUAUUUUGCCGCCGACACUACCAAGUUAAUGUUGGGAUCCGUGGGUUGAGCCCCAGCAAGUUCCCCAUGUUUCCUCCGAGCCAGGCAGCUCUUUCACCGGAGCUGUCUCCCCGGCCUUCGAUACCACACCCCUGGUCUGUAGGCCAGCCACGUUCGGUCUUUCCCUGGGCAGACAUAUAGAAGACCAGCGUGCCUUCCUCCGUUGCAAGCUCUGAGUCCACGCGCCCUGCCCCAACACCCUGCGCCCUUUUCUGUUCAGCAAUGGGCCCAUCUUUGUUCUUUAACCCCAGACCUAAUUAGCCAGCAUAGCUCCUUCCUUCCUUCCCGGCCCCUCCUACGGCCUUACUCCCGCCGCUUUGUUGCCCUCACGAACACUUUCGCUCACCUCUCCCAUCUCAACAGCCCACCCAGGCAUCCGUUGUUUGUUCUCUUCUUUCUUGUCUUCUCUCUGCCAGCAUAUCUGCACCCCCAUAACACCGAAUCGCUCUCGUCAAUGGCCAUCAUCUUGCCCGGCAUGCAGGCUCAACAGGAAGAUCUCGCUACCCUAUUUGACCGCAACAUGGUCCUGGACCAGAGUGUCCAGCAGCCUCCCCAGCAGGCCCAGGCCCAGGCCCCCCAGAUCACGUAUUCCAUCACCCAGCACUACAACCACUCGUCCCACGUCGCCCGCCAGCAGCAGCAACAGGCCCAGCAGCAGACUGAGCAGCGCCGCUUCUCGGAGCCGUCGCAGUCCGAGUACCCGACCGCGGAGCAGAUCCUGGCUAGCCACGGCAUCAACCCGUCGUCACUCUCGCCCGCGCAGGUCAACCUCUUCAAAGACGCCGACGACGAUCAGAAGCGCCGUCUCGUGGAACUCUGGGGCAUCUUCCCUCCCGCCAACCCGGGUUUCAACUCCAACUCCAACUUUAGAAACUACAACAACUACAAGGCCGCCAACGACUCGGCGAUGGCGUGGUCCGCCACCAGCCUCGAGAACGAGGAGGCCCUGGGCCGCCUGCGCUACGAGCGCCUCCAGCAGCUUCGCCAGUACGAGUGCGAGGGUGCCAUCGCCGCCGCCGCCGCCCGCGAGCGCUCCGUCAUGAUGAGCCUCGACGGAACCGCGGUCGCCGCCGUCCCCUCCCAGGGCCGCGACGGUCGCUGGAACGUGGCCGACGAGAGCGCCGACUACAUGAUGGAGCCCUACAUGUCGUCGGGCUACGAGGUCUCGUCGUCGGCCGCGGCCGUGCCUAGGGAGUACCGCCCGGCCCUGGACCCGGCCUACAGGUCCGCCCACUCGCCCGUCGACUGGGCCACGCGCCAGCGCGCCAUGGAGAACCAGUAUGGCGCCUUCUCGCAGUGCCGCAGGGAGGCCUAGAGGCGAGGCGUCGUCGGCUUCCGGCCCCAUUCGUUUUGCUUGUUCUUCCUCGUCUCUUCAGGGUCUCUUUUAACAAUUUCUUCGGUCACUGUGCGGAGGCGUCCCGGACAAUGAGGUGCAUGUGGCGGCUGCGUUUCUUUCACAACACGGAUUCUGCCAUCUGGCUUAUUAUUUUGCCUUUUCGGAAGCAGGAGUUUUAGGGCAUCGCAUCAGCCCCCACCAACGGGACAGGAAGGGUCCUUGGGAAUGGGUCAAUGGUUGGCAACCUCCAGAUAAUAUGGAGGGGUGGACUUAUACAUAGAAACCUGCCAUGGCCUUCGCGCCGUUAACCACCAGUUUAUCAUGUCUAUUGUGCGAGCUGUGGUCUGUCCUAUAUCAGCCCU